GCUCCAGCCGGUCUGAACUCCGCAGCAAGAAGAAUUGGCCGAGAUCAUAUACAUUUAGUUAAGCACGAGAUUUGGCAUCAACAUCACCCAGUAUUUAGGUCGACGAAAAGAAGCACUAUUGAUGUCUUAUCUUAGGCUGUUGCUGAACUGAGAAAAAGAGAGAGUGAGAACGAGAAGGGAAGAUUUUUGGAGCAGUGAUGGAAGAACUCACCGCCUUUGUGUCUAAGUCUUUUGAUCAGAAAGUAAAGGAGAAGAAGGAGGUGAUAACGUACAGGGAGGUGCUGGAGACCGGAUCGGUGCGAGGCAGGGAAGCGGUCUCCGCUGAGCCGAAUCGCGAGGAGGUGAACGCUAUUGCCCGAGGAAGUGCGCGAUCGCCCGGCAGAGAACAGGACAUGCUUGGGCCAGAGAGGACCAGGGAUACGGGCAGUCCAAAACUCCUUGACGGUAACACGGAUAUGAAAGAACGAAAGGAAGACUCCAAGCCGAUGGAGGACGAGACACAGACCAAGAUCAAACAGAGGAGAAGUCGGACUAACUUUACUCUGGAGCAACUGAACGAACUGGAGCGGCUAUUCGAUGAGACCCAUUACCCAGACGCCUUCAUGCGCGAGGAGCUGAGUCAAAGGCUGGGACUCUCUGAAGCGCGAGUGCAAGUUUGGUUUCAAAACCGGCGGGCCAAAUGCAGAAAGCAGGAGAAUCAAUUACACAAAGGGGUACUCAUCGGCGCGGCGAGUCAGUUUGAAGCCUGUCGCGUAGCGCCAUAUGUCAACGUGGGAGCGCUGCGGAUGCCAUUCCAACAGGAUAGUCAUUGCAACGUGCCGCCCUUCUCCUUUCAGGUCCAGGCGCAACUGCAGUUGGACAGCGCAGUGGCCCACGCGCACCAUCACCUGCACUCUCACCUGGCAGCGCACGCACCUUACAUGAUGUUCCCUACUCCGCCAUUUGGGUUGCCUUUGGCUACGCUCGCGGCGGAAUCUGCCUCCGCAGCUUCGGUUGUGGCCGCUGCCGCGGCCGCAAAAAACACCAACAAAAACUCAAGCAUCGCAGACCUCAGACUCAAAGCCAAAAAGCACGCCGCAGCCUUGGGACUGUGACAUGAGGGGACGCGUUUUAAAAAUGUCUUCAACAUUGACUGAGAUUCAGGACCUGAUAAACAAAACAGAAGGCGUACAAAGAAAAGGAAGGACCCUAUUUCUGCUUUUUAAAAUGAAGGACAAAGAUGUAUAAGAAAACUAUAAAGAUAGACUAUUUAUAAAAAGACAACUAACUGUUCGAAAUUAAUGAUGGAUCCCGAGCAAGUGGAAGGGAAUUGAUGUAUUCAAAUAAAUUCAUGAUCCAACGUGUGAAAAAAGCGGGACGGAGGAUAAACAUCUACGGAGGAGAAGGGAAGUCUUUAAGAACAAGAUUAUACCGCGAGUUUGGGAUGACGCAGCUGGGAUGUUCCGCUUUUUGUGUGACAAAGCGAACUAUUCUGCGCAGUUAUUAUUUGAUUUAAAAAACGGAGGCUGGCCUCAUUUUAUUCGGACUCUGUGCCACGGUUUCCCUGAAUGAGGAAACUAUGGAUAUUUGUUGAAAAUAGACACAAUAUAGGAGGUAAUAUUCUCUGAAACCUCUAAAGGUGUUUGCAUGAAUUUCUUUCUUCACGGAUGACGAAAAUUAAGUCAGUUAAAUUCCAUACCCUCCCUUUUUUGUGGACGGCUGUCAUUCGGCAGUAUAAAUUGAACAAGCAGCCACUUGAGAAUUAGGGGUCUGGAGCUUAGUGUUGGGCAUCCGGGGUUAUGUCGGGAAGACUAGAAUGACAUCCAGAGAUUUUAAUUAAUAUUGACUAUAUGGUAAAUUCACCUAAUUUAUCGGGUUCAUGUUCAGGUAGUUUCCUUAUUUCCAGUUAACAACACCCACUUAAGUCCACAUUUCAGAAAUGUAUUUUUUUUUUAAAACUUUGAAAUAAGA
Paramormyrops kingsleyae is the source of this 1950-nucleotide messenger RNA. It is a transcript of the gene shox2, whose product is annotated as shox homeobox 2. Gene Ontology annotation, molecular function: sequence-specific double-stranded DNA binding; DNA-binding transcription factor activity, RNA polymerase II-specific. Gene Ontology annotation, cellular component: nucleus. Lineage: Eukaryota; Metazoa; Chordata; Actinopteri; Osteoglossiformes; Mormyridae. Gene Ontology annotation, biological process: regulation of transcription by RNA polymerase II. The record is from RefSeq and is a predicted model, not a curated record.